Messenger RNA from Onychomys torridus (southern grasshopper mouse), 1455 nucleotides. RefSeq names its product proteasome 20S subunit alpha 4 (gene Psma4). Gene Ontology annotation, biological process: ubiquitin-dependent protein catabolic process. NCBI's taxonomy places the organism in Eukaryota, Metazoa, Chordata, Mammalia, Rodentia, Cricetidae. The transcript has 9 exons. The record is from RefSeq and is a predicted model, not a curated record. Gene Ontology annotation, cellular component: proteasome core complex, alpha-subunit complex; nucleus; proteasome core complex. Bases 417 to 1202 code for a protein of 261 amino acids.
UCCUGGGCCGGGGCCGUCUGCGCGGAGAUCCCGGCGCGGGCCCGCGGCCGCCGCCGAGGAGCCGUGGGCACGAUGACUUUGCACCCGCCUCCUCGGUGACCGGCCUGCCAGAGACUGGCCCCCGCCGGCCGCCGUCGGGCAUCCCCGCGCGGCCUGGACGGCGGGCCCGGGCUCUGGGACCCACCGGGUCGGUGCGAGGGGUGGGGGCGGCUUGCGGCCCUGCGAGCCCAUUCGGGAAAGUGGAGCUGCAGGGAAAGUCCAAGUCUUGUGGCGCCGGCGCCGGGCGUGGAGGUGGCUGUGUGCACAGUCUGAUCCGAAACCCGCCGUGGCCUGACUGCUGUGCUCAGGGCCACCUUUCUGUUUCUCCUGCGUGUUGGAGUCGACACCCGGCAGGAAUUACAUAAAGUUCAGAAGCCAUGUCUCGAAGGUAUGACUCCAGGACCACCAUAUUUUCUCCAGAAGGUCGAUUGUACCAAGUGGAGUAUGCCAUGGAAGCUAUUGGACACGCGGGCACCUGUUUGGGAAUUUUAGCCAAUGACGGAGUACUCCUUGCCGCAGAGAGGCGCAACAUCCACAAGCUUCUUGAUGAAGUCUUUUUCUCUGAAAAAAUUUAUAAACUUAAUGAGGACAUGGCAUGCAGUGUGGCGGGCAUCACAUCUGAUGCUAACGUUCUGACUAAUGAACUAAGGCUCAUUGCUCAAAGGUAUUUAUUACAGUACCAGGAGCCAAUUCCAUGUGAGCAGUUGGUUACAGCACUGUGCGAUAUCAAACAGGCUUAUACACAGUUUGGAGGAAAGCGUCCCUUUGGUGUUUCUUUGCUGUACAUUGGCUGGGAUAAGCACUACGGCUUUCAACUCUAUCAGAGUGACCCAAGUGGAAAUUACGGGGGAUGGAAAGCCACGUGUAUUGGAAACAACAGUGCUGCAGCCGUGUCAAUGUUGAAACAAGACUACAAAGAAGGAGAAAUGACCCUGAAGUCGGCACUUGCUCUUGCCAUCAAGGUGCUGAAUAAGACGAUGGACGUCAGUAAACUAUCAGCUGAGAAAGUGGAAAUCGCCACACUAACAAGGGAGAAUGGGAAGACCAUGAUCAGAGUCCUCAAGCAGAAGGAAGUGGAACAGUUGAUCAAAAAACACGAGGAGGAAGAGGCCAAAGCUGAGCGGGAGAAGAAGGAAAAAGAGCAGAAAGAAAAGGAUAAGUAGACAAAGUCACGGAUUCUGCGUUCCUUGGAGGCACAAUUCAGUGAGGAGCUGUCCUGGCCUUCCACCCCGGAAAGGGUCUUUGCUGGUUUUUCUUCUUUAACUUGCCCAUCGAGGAAAGAGGACAUACUGAAUUGGGUCCUUGUCCUGUCUGUCCAGUUGGAUGCUUUAUUGUAAUGAUGGACAUCUUUAUAGACAUCUUAAUCUCAACACAUAAUUUUUUGGAAUAAAACUUGGAAAGAUUGGUUAUGGUGAA